Pyricularia grisea is the source of this 3885-nucleotide messenger RNA. RefSeq lists its product as uncharacterized. The transcript is spliced from 3 exons. Bases 1 to 1413 code for a protein of 470 amino acids. Gene Ontology annotation, biological process: early endosome to late endosome transport; endosome to lysosome transport; protein targeting to lysosome. Gene Ontology annotation, cellular component: late endosome; early endosome; extrinsic component of endosome membrane. Lineage: Eukaryota; Fungi; Ascomycota; Sordariomycetes; Magnaporthales; Pyriculariaceae. Gene Ontology annotation, molecular function: phosphatidylinositol binding. The record is from RefSeq and is a predicted model, not a curated record.
AUGGCGAACGCAGCAACAGCAGCAGCACCGGCGAGGGUGCCGACCCCUCUCCUGCAGAAAUUGAAAGUCCCAGCGAAGACGGCUGCGACGAGCGACCCCGCUAGCGCAGCACCGACGACGACUCCAACGACGGUCAAGGACAGCCCAGUCAAGGCGCAGCAGCCCCGACGAACCGCGGCAGCAACAUCUCGCACCGCGCCGGUCGCCAACGACCCGCUUUCGGACCGAGCAACGACGCUCUUGAUCCGACGCGCGCUCUGUCCACAGCAGCAGCAGCAGCAGCAACAUCAACAACAACAACAACAACCGCACCAUCACCCGAAGCAGCCGCCGCCUCCGAUCGAGUCGGUGCUGCCGCCGCUGACGAGCCGGAACGAUGUCGACCUGCAGCUGUACGCCAUCAUAGCCAUCGUGCUCCGCGAGUUCGUCCAGAGCUGGUACGCCAAGAUCACCCCCGAUGAGGAUUUCGUGGCCGAGAUCCUGCUCAUCAUUGCACACAUUACGCGGGCCCUGGAGCAGAGGAUCAGGAAGGUUGAUCUGGAGAGUUUAUUGUUUGAUGAGCUACCAGAGUUACUGGAUAGGCACGUUACAGCGUAUCGGGCGGCCCAUCAGCCAAUAGUGCAACCCCCACUACAGGCCAACCCUCGGGAGAUUUAUCAUUCGCUGUGGCCGACGCCCGCACUGUCUCCAACGCCUAACCAGGAUGGGACCGAGUCCGAGGAGCGCCUGGCUGAGAACGAGGCCGCAUAUCGUCACUUAUUGGUUCAAGGGGUACUCGCGGUUCUUUUGCCCACCGAGGACCUCGAGAAUCCGUGUCUGACGGCGCUGGUUGGGCAGAUCAUCUCGGAGCUGAUCAUCGGAGGGGUGGUCGCAAAGAAGGCGUCGGAACCGUGGAUGUUGUACGAGGGCUUUUGUAUCUUGGCUCGAGUGGCGGGCAGGAAGUCAAGCUCGCCACCCUCCGAGAGCAGGACCAAGGUCAACGACAACACAGAUCCGCUGAUGAAAGGAUCUAGACCAAGCUGGGCACAUUCAAUCCGGCAGUUGUUUUGGUCUGUGGUGCAGCUAGGUUUCUUUGCGUUCACCAUCAUGCGCAGUCUAAUAACCACCACCACAACAUACCGCUCAGUACCCUCACGGUUGGGAGCUGCCAGUGGAUGGUCGGUUAAAGGGGUGGCACUCAGCCAAGGUCCAGCAGCUGAUACCGCAAAAUCAUCGACACCUUACGAACCCCUGGCACAGAUGAGCACUAAUAAGGUGCCGUUAUUAGCCUUCAGGAUUUGGCCGACAGUAUCCAAUCUCAUCGAGUUGGAUUCGCGCAUGCCUUGGCUCAGUGGAGGCCUAUCGCUCCUCCAGUGGCUGGCAAUGACGGGUCCUGGCCAGUUAGCUGGUCUAGAUGGCCCUGUUGACAGGUAGGCUGAAAUCUUAUGUUCUAAUCGCCCCCUUUUGAUCCAUCAUAUUUUGAUCCAUCAUACAUUGCUGGUCACUCUUUCACGUUCAUUCACUGUCACAUCUUCACUCUCUUCAUUUAAUCCACGAGGGCUUCGCCUCAUGGUUGCAUAAGCCGUGCAUGAGCUUCAAGUCACUGGACCUGCUCACGGUUCUAGUCAAUCCGUGCUUACUCUACAUACACCCUUCAUUUACCCUAUACGCUAUUGCAUAUACGCGGUGUUUUACUUGUUAUCGCCUGCACACCCUCCACCUACACAGCACCACCACCUUAACUUAUGCCGUGAAGCAAGUGUGCCCUGCGCCAUGGGGGGGUGGGUGGUUACAUAUCAGUCAAAUCAAGAUUGAUAACGAAGUCUGAAGAAGUCAGUUGUUUGUGGACCUAUCCAGUCCCAAUCAGAAGCCACCCCAGAUAUACCCUAAUGAUUCCGUCAUGUUUUAUUUGUUCUUGAUUCUUUGGAUUCUUUCGUGGAUGGGCUUGUUGCAGACCGUCAGCGCGGUAAGGCCACAGCUGUCCAAUGCUAGGGUUUCAAACGGCUAAAGUGGUCAUGUACGAUGUCGACGCCCGCCCCUCUUAUGGCUGCAGUGCAACACGGCACCACAUCGGGGAGAAAGGCUGCGGCCGAAUCGGUGGCCUUGACCAUCUCCAAAGACCGUGCGUCCGGGCAAUUGUGCAUCGUGACUUUCCUCUUUUGAUGGGUGGUGUGUGGGAGAGAAAAACACACUUCUUUCUGGGCUCUGGGGAUGAGAUGCUGGGCCGAGUGGGGCGCGGAAUUUACUAUGCUUCCAGUACAACCCAGCAGCUGACCAAUGGCGCACUCGCGGACGAGAAAUGUGAACUGCAAGAUGCAGGUUGCCAAGAGGAUCGGGGUGGGUGGGGACCCGCCUUGCCUGGCUUCGUCCAUCCGGGAGCUUUCUCUACGCGCCUAGAGCUCUGAGGGGGUGGGCGUGAUCCCCCUUUAGUUUCCCAUCUCUGGUUCGCGAAUGCAGAGUGCAGGGAUCUGCCCGAGGGCAUCGCAGCAGUAGCAACAGCCACAGCAAAGGAAAAAAAAAAAAUUGCUUGCUUCCCUUCUCUUGGUUGGCCGCAUGCCUUGGCAGGAAAACAGCGGUACCACAUGUGCUUGUCAAGCGACAGGCCACUUUUCUCCCCAUAAUCCAAGCCAUUAUUUCAUCCUGUCGAUGCGCUUGUCGCAGGGUGAAGACGAUGAUGUCUCUCGCCCCAUUACCAUAUCCCCCUGCAGGUCCAACAAGUCGCUGCCGUCUUAUCUGCCGCCCUGUGUCGCAUUGUGCUUUAAGCAAAUUGUUUCGCCUUGGGUUUGUCAGCCAUGCAGGCUCUAUAUAACGUCAGUCACACCAGAGCCGGCCGGCCAUUGUAGCCAAAUCCGGACCUUGGGCGAGCCAGAUCGGCAGUUUGCGUUGCAGCGCACAUAGUAGAUGGGCAAGUGAUACUAUCAGAAACUGUGCUGCUUCCUGCCCCCUCGUCCCAUGCUUGCUGGUACCCUUAACAUGUGCUACCUACCCUACUACCCCUUAGCAGGAUAUGGUCCCCGCCUGGCAUGCGCGUACCCCAAAAAAAAAAAAAAAAAAAAAAAAGGUAUCCCCUGCUCUUCACACUGGUUACCUGAAAUCGCUGGUUCAGAGAUACCUGCUGGCAGUCUGUCUUCUCAUCGGCUGCAUUUGGGGGCUACUGCUCUUCUCCCUCUAGCACCCAUCCACUAACAGUACUCCCCAAUGCCGCAACAUCCGUUACUUGUUGCGAAGCCAAAUUUAACAGCGGACGAUGUUGACAAUCCUUCUCCUUUCGUCAUGACCGACCCAAAUCCUUUUGCAGCCCAACCCACGUACCAAGUCAAAGCUCCUUUCCCAAGCUAUCUCCCGCCAUGUGCUGGACCCCAGCCAGUUCCCCACUAUCCUGCGCACCCUCCGCGGCGUACUGUUCCCCAACAACGCCAUGGGCAAGUCGUCCUUGACCCCGCCGGCUAACGACGAGGAGCUACGCCUUCUGAGGCUCCGCUGCGCCGCUUCGCUGUAUGCUCUCAUCCCAAGGCCGUUGGCCAAGCUGUAUUUUGGCAAAAGUGGGAAAUCGAAUGUUGGCGGCCGCGUCGACAGCAGCCGACCCCCUACGCGGUCCGUACCGAUGGCCAAGUUCUCCUCACCGCCUCAGAAGACCAGCUCUUCAGCAGAUGACUCUCGUGACCGUCCCACGGGCGCUACGAUCCCUGCUCUUGCAUCAGCAUCGGAAUCGAACGCAGCAGAGACCAACCGGGCUGCAGCCCCCACCGGCUGCGGUCCACCACUUGGUCACUCAGACGCCGAGGAUGAGCGCGCAGUGGCCGAGCUCGAUGCGGAUUUGUUGGACGUCUUUUCCGACGCAUAUUGCAACAAGCAUCUGAUGUACGGCAUCGUAGAGUUGAUCCUCGUACGUCUCGUUCCUGAACU